AUGCUCUUGCAAGAAACGAAAGAAGAUUCUGAGAUGGCCACGCGUCUUUUGGAGGACGAGGAUGAUCUUGAAAAUGCUGAUGAUACCGAUGAUGCUGAUAAUGUUGAUGGUGCUGAUGAUGUUGAUGAUGAAGCUGAUGAUUCUGAUGAUGGAGGUCAUGGUGUUGAUGAUUAUGAUGAUGUUUAUGAUACUGGUGAUGUUGAUAGUGACGAUGAUGGUGACGAUGAAGAUGAUGAUGCUGAUGAUGGAUGGCUGCUGUUGAUGAUUUUAAUAUCGGUCAUUACGCUGCUGAUGAUGAUACUGAAUGAACGUAGUAACAUGACGAUGAUGAUCGACGCAUUUGAGAAUCACAAAACGAUAAAUGAAAAUGAUGAUGAUAACGUCGUUGUUGGUGAUGAUGAUGUCGAUGAUGCUGAUUUGAUUACUGAUGAUAAUGACAUGGUGGGUGUGAAGGAGGAUGAUAAUGAUGACAAUGAGUACCCGUAG
Molecule: messenger RNA, 486 nt
Organism: Lineus longissimus
Lineage: Eukaryota; Metazoa; Nemertea; Pilidiophora; Heteronemertea; Lineidae
Product: germ cell nuclear acidic protein-like
Exons: 3
Coding region: 1-486 (161 amino acids)
Source: RefSeq, a predicted model, not a curated record